AGCUUGGUAACGAUGCACAUCUUGUCGUUAUUGAGGAUUACAGUUCCAUCUAGUAAAUCCGUCCUCAAUAGCUCCUUGGGUGAAAAAGUUGUGUCAAGCAUCACAAGGUCACAACAGGUCCGAUGUUUGGCUGCACCUGGUGGAAAAGCCGUUUUCAAGCGUGAUAAACCUCAUCUCAAUGUUGGCACAAUAGGACAUGUUGAUCAUGGUAAAACAACUUUAACCUCAGCUAUUACAAAAGUUCUGGCUGCAUCGAAGUUUGCUAAGUUCCGCAAAUAUGAGGAUAUCGAUAACGCUCCAGAAGAAAAAGCGAGAGGUAUCACUAUCAACGCGUUUCAUCUUGAAUACGAAACUGCAAAACGACAUUAUGCACAUAUUGACUGUCCUGGACAUGCUGACUAUAUCAAAAACAUGAUUACUGGUGCUGCACAAAUGGAAGGAGCUAUCCUCGUUGUUGCCGCUACGGAUGGUGCCAUGCCACAGACUCGAGAGCAUUUGCUCCUUGCUCAUCAGGUUGGAAUUCCAAAAGAGAAUGUAGCCGUGUAUCUGAAUAAGGUAGAUGAAGUCCCUGAUCAAGAAACGCGUGAGCUGGUAGAGAUGGAAAUCCGUGAGCUACUGAAUGAAUUCGACUAUCCAGGAGAUAGCGCACCUGUCAUUUUUGGCUCAGCUUUAUGUGCCCUAGAAGGAAAACAACCAGAAAUUGGUGAAGAAUCUAUCAAAAAGCUACUAGAUGUACUUGAUAAUCACUUUGUUAUACCGGAGAGGAAAAUUGACACCGAGGCAAUGUUUGCUGCUGAACACGUAUACUCAAUUCAAGGGCGAGGAACUGUUAUUACUGGAAAAUUGGAGCGAGGAACACUUAAACGCGGUGACAAGAUCGAAAUUAUUGGCUGUGAUCGGGAAAAUUUAAAAUCUGUUGUGUCUGGUUUGGAGUCGUUCCGCAAGACCGUCGAACAAGCAGAGCCGGGAGACCAACUAGGUGUACUGCUGCGAGGUUUGGGGCCAAAAGAUGUCCGAAGAGGUUGCGUCCUUCUACCCCAGGGGCAUAAACAUAAGGCAACCGACAAAGUAAAAGCCCAGCUCUACGUUCUCAAGCCAGCCGAAGGCGGUUCGAAGACACCUAUUGCUAACUAUUUCACUGAACACGUAUUUUCGCUCACUUGGGAUGCAUCAGGAUUGCUCAAAAUUAUUGGAAAAGAUUUCGUCAUGCCAGGAGAGGCAGCCGAAGUCGAGAUACGUCUAAACCAGAAAAUGUUUAUCGAACCUCAACAGCGGUUUACGAUACGUCAAGGAACAACCACAACCGGAACAGGCGUUUUCACCGAAUUGCUACCUCCUCAAACUGAAGAAGAAAAGAAUCCUAAAAACAAGAAGAAGCUGAUGAAGGCAGAAAUGGAACGGCUUGGAUUUAACCCAUAUGGAGAGUUGGCAGAGAAGCGAUUGAAACCCGAUUAUUCGCACUCGCCUAAAGACAAUCCAGCGGCCAAAGCAUUUGAGGAUGCUGAGAAUAAUAAAGGUUUCCGAAUGGCGUUCCAAAGCAACGGCCUGAAGGAUUUUUUAGACAUUGUCGCACAGUUUGAGCAUCUGAAGCUCAAAAAGGAUUUCAAACCCAUAAGCGGAGAUCCUCGCGAUAUUGAACAACUGAAAGAAGCCGUACUGAAUUCUCAAACGCGUCGGGAUAAGUGUGCUAUCACAGAUACAGUCAAGGCUCAGUUCUACGCUGUUAAAGAAUUGAAAUUUGAAAAAGGAACUAAAACGCCAAUCACUUUUGGAAGUGGUGCAGCAGUAAUCACACUUAACGACGUCGCCUUCAUAGAAAAGGAUAUCGUUGUGCCGAGGAAGACUGCUGUGGUUGAAUUACACUUGCGUGAGCGCAUAUGCAUAGUUCCGCAAGAUAACUUCAUAAUAUGUCAGAACGGAAUACUAGCAGAAGGAAUAUUCAUUCAAGCCCUUCCGUCUCGCACCAAGCUAAUCCCAGUGGAGAAAAUGAUGGAAGAUUACGAGUUCAUUCCCAACAUCAUUCCCAGCACAAUGCUAUUUCACGGCGAAAUUUUGGUCAGCAGAAAAGCUGAGUUCACAUUUGCUGGUAGUUCACAUUUGCACAAUAGAGAAGAACGCAGAAACAAGUGAGGAUGAGGACAGUAAAAUUUCGUACUUGCACCUUCAUUCAAAAAGUUGUAUAAGGUGAUUGGUAUUUGGCUUCUUGUAUUUGU
Molecule: messenger RNA, 2213 nt
Organism: Cylicocyclus nassatus
Lineage: Eukaryota; Metazoa; Nematoda; Chromadorea; Rhabditida; Strongylidae
Source: the annotation of a GenBank genome assembly